AUCUAUUUUAGUAAAAGAUUUACAAAAUGGUAAUAUAGUUGAAGAACAAAGUAGUAAUCAGAGUGGUAAUAAAAAUGAAAAACCUAAAAACAAUUUUGUCAACUUUUCAAAUUGGCUUCUUAAUAUGUUUGAUAAUGAUGAACAUGAUAAUUAUCUUGAAUAA
Dentiscutata heterogama is the source of this 163-nucleotide messenger RNA. Lineage: Eukaryota; Fungi; Glomeromycota; Glomeromycetes; Diversisporales; Gigasporaceae. The record is from the annotation of a GenBank genome assembly.